AUGAAUCCAGUAAGUCCCUGGAUCGCAGCUUUGGCCGACCAAUGUCUCUCAUUUUACCUCGGUCAAAAUGAUCAAGAUGAAGUCCAGGUGGAGGAUAUUGAUGGAUGCCUCAGCUUCAGUAUCCGCAGGCCCACACUGAAGACAGCCGUUGUUGUAUCGUGGGGACAAGGAGAGAACAGUCAUUGCGCCACAUUUACAGACUCAAAGAACCAGAUCGAUGCGAUUAUUUUACGUGACUCGCCGGACGCACAGGGAGCAACAUCACCCUGCCCACCGUCGAUCAAAGGGGGCCCCAGGCACCUAGUUGAACUUUCCGAUAUCAAGCUUAUUUUUACAUACUCAGCAUCCGCCCCGGAUGUCUGCCUUCACGUCAAUCGCUUUACCAUCCAUCAGAAUGCGGUCUCAAAAGGGGAUGUGCCGAAACCAAAGCUCAAGAAGACGCCAUCUAUCAGAACCCUGAUGACUAUGGCAUGCGAGAAAAUCCAAAAGACCCGAGGGCAUGCUGGCUCCAAUGGUCAAACAAAUCCAGGAUUGACCGACUCAUUUGUUUCUCAGCGUGAUCAAACUAUGCCACCCAAUCAUUCCGAAAAUAAUUCGUUAUCACAGUUGCUAUUCUCCCAACCUCCAACUGAUAUGCGCUAUGGCGCACCGAAGGGUAAUCUGAUGACCAAUCGCGUUUCCCUCAAUGGGUCAUCGGAUCUUCUGGGAUUGCUCGCGCGUUCUAAUCCUAUUCAAACGAACGACACCCCCACUCCGUCUUAUAUCGAACAAGAGGUGGACAACCUCAUAGCGGAGUGUAGGGAUCGGAUUGCGCAACCUCCAAAUGAGCCGGAUGAUCAUGGCCGGACUCAUACUGUUGGAACGGGGGACAACCAGCAGUUUUCGAAGAAAAGACAUCGUGGCAGUACAGAUGCGCCGUCGCAAGCAGCUCACGAUGAUGACCUUGGUUCGCAAGGCCCGCAACGUCCAAAUACAUCACCCUCCAAAAAGCGACAGCGUAUUGAUGCUGGGGAGGUGAUGCCGGCGGACCCAGCUGAAUCCGAGAAAGUGCAAAACAAGCCUGUGCCGUCACUUCCUACGGUCCAGAUCAUAAGCACCAAAACGGACAGCGUGUGCCCAUCCGUGACAAAUCCAUGGGAAGGAAUGAUCAAAAUACCUUUUGGCGAAGUUGAUAUUCCAAAAGAUCAGGCAGACCUGUUGGAGGGGCUCAAAUGGAUCCCUCAGGACCCUGGUGUAUCUGCACCUCUAUGCCAUGUACCACCUCAUCUUUUGACGAAGUGGAACAACAUUGCACGAAGAAGACAACAUUUGGCGGAAGAAGCACAAGAAGAAGAAGAAGUAGAAGAAGAGGAUCAAGUAUCUGAACGUGCCCUUACCCCGACCCCGCAAGAUCCCUAUACAUCUCCCAUACCAUGGUCUCCGUCCCCCAAUAGGGCCCCUGCUCGAGAUAUUCUUCCACGGGACACCGCUUCUCCCCCAAGAUACAGAAGGCCUAUCAGAAAAACUCCUACGCCAAGCGGUACUCAACAUAGCGUUGAUCGAUCUGCAGAAGGUGGCGUUGUGGGCGUGGUGAACGGCUCUUGCAGUGCUCCUUCUCAUCCAAGGCAGGAGGAUAUCGUCUCGUCAAACGACGAUAUCAACACAGCAGACCAACAAUGUUCUCCAUCUCCCGAGGAAGUAACGACAAAACCGAGAAACCCAGUGUCUUUGGACCACGAUCCUAGCGAUGGCCCAUCCCCAAAGCCCAACGCUUCAAAAUCGCUCGAUGUGGCCAAUGACCAACCCCCAAGUCCAACACAGGAAGAUUCUAAUUAUGAACCACCCGCGGAAAUCCCCUCAUUUAAAUCCGAAUUGCUUAUUGAAUCAAGUGGGGAUGAGAGUGACGAGCCAGAGAUGGAAACAUAUGUUCCUUUCGCUCUAGGUGGAAGCCUUCCAUUAAGCAGUCAACCUGAGCAGGAACUUACUAGCUCGGGGCCGUCGCUUCCAAGAUUUGUAGGGGGCACCAUCCAAGUGGUGGAGACACCUGCAGUCUAUGCCACACGUCUAAAUCCCGAGAAGCAAAUCAAACAGAGAGCUGGAUUUCAGCUCCCGAGCUCUCAACAGCCAUGUUCUCAGGCCGCCAAGACAUCCCCCUCGUCUCGAAUUCUCAAUACCUACCGCUCGCAAGAUAGCCACGGACACAGUGACUUAUCCCAGGAGGCACCAAAUCCAUCUUUGCCGCUAUUGGAAGAUCAAUCACUGUGCGUAGAUGUGCUAUGUACGCAGACGAGCAGCGUACAUGCACCCUCACAGGCCACAGUCCAGUCGUCCUCGGACGUUGUUUUGGAUUCAUCGAGACCUGUUCAACGACAGCGUGGGUCAUCUAUCUUCCAUUUAGACCCCUCAGACGACCCAUCAUAUUUUCCUCAUGCCAGCUGUCACUCGCUGCCUAUGUCUCAACUUCAUGAACCAAGCCAAGAUUCUUCGAGAGGACCCUUUUCCCUCGACGGAGCCUCGCAAUUGCCGGAAUUGUCCCCUUUGGAAUUCACCACUUGGGUCGCUGCCCACGGAGAAUCACCAUCGAAAUGUUCACGCCCUCCGCGCUGCGAGAGUGUUGAUACUGGCCAAAAGGCAUCUCACAGUCCAAAUAUCGAGUUGGUAGCACGACGACAGGGCUUUAUCGGCAAGUCAGACAAGUACGCUGAAGCACAGACAAUCUAUGAAAAGUUCUGCAAUGAUUAUUCACCGUAUUCUGGUGAUUUCGCUCACUUCACUGAGAUGUGCUCGAAACUGCAGAUAAUGCGGCAAAAGGGCCAACUGCAACGAUCGUUUCUAUGGGAUGACUUUGUCAUCCAACACCUGGAGGAAUACCCACUCUAUUUUGCAGAGCGCACACAAGAGUCGAAGACACUGAAUUACGAAGAUUUCUUUUGCUCGAGAUUCUCACGCCCCCAACACAAAAAGAGAAGCCUAACAGCUCACGGAGUUGACAUAGUCGCCUCUCAGUUUGUUCCACCUACCAGUGCCGAGCUAGGAAACCCGCCGGUUCCACAUCAAGUAACAAUCCAAGGCGAGGUAACCAAGGAUAAAGCGAUGCAAAGCGAAGUGGCCAACGCUUCCUUCACAGCCAGUCUUGUCGAAAAACUCUCACACCUCCAUGCUCACUCCUUUGGUGAUGUUCCUGUUCCGGAUGUCCACACGCCCACUGCAACGCAGUCAUCGCCAUCCUCCUCUGCUGGCACCGGCUCGGGUUCGGUGGAGGUCAAAAUCGAAGCAGAUGAUUCUUUCAAUGAACCGAUUGGCUCCCAAAUUAUCACGAGCAGCAAUGAUCAAAAGCCUAUGCCCUUCAGUCAUGAUGAAGAGAUGGUCGAUGCAACGCAAUACGACACCGAUAACAUUCGCAUUGCGCCUGAUCCGAACGACGUUGACAUGGCCGAAACCGGCAUGGACGAAAUUGAUGAGACACAGGAAGCAGAUGACACUCACCAUGAAACUGCCAGCAUUGAACUUGGCGAUGACACUGACGAUCGCCGCAUAUCUACCUCUCCCGCGCCGCCCGUGGCCCUGGGUUCUCUAAAUAAUGCCGAGCCCGAGCCACUAAGGCAACGAAGACCCUGGUUCCGAUCUCUUCGGAAAAUAUUCCCCACAGGUCCUGUGUGGUCUGACGACCCCGAUACGCCGUUCAAGCGCUGGGCUCGACAAGACCAGAACGUUCUUCAGGAACUUCAUCGUCGCGGUGGAGCUAGGGUUCUAACUGAUGAGAAGGGGGUCAUUCGACGGCCCACCUACAACCAAGAGAAGAACCCUGGUCCCUAG
Molecule: messenger RNA, 3795 nt
Organism: Penicillium samsonianum
Lineage: Eukaryota; Fungi; Ascomycota; Eurotiomycetes; Eurotiales; Aspergillaceae
Exons: 2
Coding region: 1-3795 (1264 amino acids)
Source: RefSeq, a predicted model, not a curated record